Molecule: messenger RNA, 654 nt
Organism: Hordeum vulgare subsp. vulgare (domesticated barley)
Lineage: Eukaryota; Viridiplantae; Streptophyta; Magnoliopsida; Poales; Poaceae
Product: histone H2B.1
Exons: 1
Coding region: 75-527 (150 amino acids)
Biological process (GO): nucleosome assembly
Cellular component (GO): nucleosome
Molecular function (GO): protein heterodimerization activity; DNA binding; structural constituent of chromatin
Source: RefSeq, a predicted model, not a curated record
UUCUUCCCACAUCUCAACUGCAAUCCCCUCUCCUCCUCCAGUCCUCCAGCGAAUCCACCCCACCGUCGGCAUCCAUGGCGCCCAAGGCCGAGAAGAAGCCGGCGGCGAAGAAGCCGGUGGAGGAGGAGCCCGCGGCGGAGAAGGCCGAGAAGACGACCGCCGGGAAGAAGCCCAAGGCCGAGAAGCGGCUGCCGGCGGGCAAGUCGGCGGCCAAGGAGGGCGGCAAGGCCAAGAAGAAGGCCAAGAAGAGCGUGGAGACGUACAAGAUCUACAUCUUCAAGGUGCUGAAGCAGGUGCACCCCGACAUCGGCAUCUCCUCCAAGGCCAUGUCCAUCAUGAACUCCUUCAUCAACGACAUCUUCGAGAAGCUCGCCGGCGAGGCCGCCAAGCUCGCCCGCUACAACAAGAAGCCCACCAUCACUUCCCGGGAGAUCCAGACCUCCGUCCGCCUCGUCCUCCCCGGCGAGCUCGCCAAGCACGCCGUCUCCGAGGGCACCAAGGCCGUCACCAAGUUCACCUCUUCCUAGUCUGUUCCUGCUCCUGUGUUCCGUAGUCUUAGGUGCCCCGUCUGUGUGUGUUUGUGGCCGUGCUAUCGUGCAAGAAUCGCAUCGCCAUGUUUCUGGAUCUCGAGAAAUAGUAACGGUGCUUGCCUCA